CGCUCUGCGUCUGCGCGCAGUUCAUUCAAAGAAGUGAAGAGUCCGAGACCCCAAAAAACCGCAUCCAGUGCAGUGCUCAAGAGGGUAACUCAGAAAAACCCUAGAAGGCAGUGACCGAAAACUAUUGUGAGCCGAAGUCAGUGUUUUUUAAUGUGCAAUAAAAGCUGGUAAAGAAACGUUUAAGCUUAAUAGCACUCAAGUUUUUAUCUUCUUCGAGCCAUUGAGCAAUUCUCCCGGAGGCAUUUUCGUUAAGGAAUAAACACUUAAUUCAAUAUUUAAAACAUAAAAGGAAACACGACACCAAACCACUGGACUCUACGAUCUCUACCAACAUGUCCGCCAGCCCCUCAUCCUGCGAUUGCUUGGUGGGCGUGCCCACCGGACCCACCCUCGCCUCCACCUGCGGCGGCAGUGCCUUCAUGCUGUUCAUGGGCCUACUGGAGGUGUUCAUCCGGUCGCAGUGCGAUCUGGAGGAUCCCUGCGGUCGGGCCAGCUCUCGGUUUCGAUCGGAGCCGGACUACGAGUACGAUUUCAUUGUCAUUGGCGGCGGCUCAGCGGGCUCCGUGGUUGCCUCUCGACUCUCCGAGGUGCCGCAAUGGAAGGUGCUGCUGAUCGAAGCCGGUGGCGACGAGCCUGUGGGCGCCCAGAUUCCCUCGAUGUUCCUCAACUUCAUCGGCAGCGACAUCGACUACCGCUACAACACGGAGCCGGAGCGGAUGGCCUGCCUGUCCUCGAUGGAGCAGCGCUGCUACUGGCCACGCGGCAAGGUGCUCGGCGGCACCUCGGUGAUGAACGGCAUGAUGUACAUCCGUGGUAACCGCGAGGACUACGACGAGUGGGCGGCCCAGGGCAAUCCGGGCUGGGCCUACAACGACGUGCUGCCGUUCUUCAAGAAGUCGGAGGACAACCUGGAGCUGGACGACGUGGGCACCGAGUUCCAUGCCAAGGGCGGCCCGAUGCCCGUCGGCAAGUUCCCGUACAACCCGCCGCUGUCCUAUGCCAUCCUGAAGGCCGGCGAGGAGCUGGGCUUCUCCGUGCAGGACCUCAAUGGCCAGAACUCCACCGGCUUCAUGAUUGCCCAGAUGACGGCCCGCAAUGGCAUCCGGUACAGCUCGGCCAGGGCCUUCCUGCGCCCGGCCCGCAUGCGCAACAACCUGCACAUCCUGUUGAACACCACGGCCACCAAGAUCCUCAUCCAUCCGCACACCAAGAACGUGUUGGGAGUGGAGGUCAGCGACCAGUUCGGCAGCAUGCGCAAGAUCCUCGUGAAAAAGGAGGUGGUCCUCAGUGCCGGAGCCGUCAACUCGCCCCAGAUCCUGCUGCUGAGCGGCGUGGGACCCAAGGACGAGCUGCAGCAGGUGAACGUGCGGACGGUGCAUCACCUGCCGGGCGUGGGCAAGAAUCUGCACAACCAUGUGGCCUACUUCACCAACUUCUUCAUCGACGACGCGGACACGGCGCCGCUCAACUGGGCCACGGCCAUGGAGUACCUGCUCUUCCGGGACGGCCUCAUGUCCGGCACCGGCAUCUCGGACGUCACCGGCAAGCUGGCCACCCGCUGGGCCGACCGGCCGGACCAGCCCGACCUGCAGCUCUACUUCGGCGGCUACCUGGCCAGCUGCGCCCGCACGGGCCAGGUGGGUGAGCUGCUCUCGAACAACUCCCGGGCCAUCCAGAUCUUUCCGGCGGUGCUGAACCCACGGUCGCGUGGUUUCAUCGGUUUGCGCUCCGCCGAUCCACUUGAACCGCCGCGCAUCGUGGCCAACUAUCUGACCGAGGAGCGCGAUGUGAAGACCCUGGUGGAGGGCAUCAAGUUCGCCAUCCGGCUGGCGCAGACCUCGCCGCUGAAGCAGUACGGCAUGCGGCUGGACAAGACGGUGGUCAAGGGUUGCGAGGCGCCCGUAUUCGGCAGCGACGCCUACUGGGAGUGCGCCGUGCGGCAGAACACGGGUCCGGAGAACCACCAGGCGGGCUCCUGCAAGAUGGGCCCCAGCCAGGACCUGGCCGUGGUCAACCACGAGCUGCGGGUGCACGGCAUCCGUGGCCUGCGCGUCAUGGACACCAGCAUCAUGCCCAAGGUCACCGCCGGCAACACCCAUGCCCCGGCCGUGAUGAUCGCCGAGAAGGGCGCCUACCUGCUGAAGCGGGCCUGGGGCGCCAAGGUCUGA
Molecule: messenger RNA, 2168 nt
Organism: Drosophila elegans
Lineage: Eukaryota; Metazoa; Arthropoda; Insecta; Diptera; Drosophilidae
Gene: Gld
Product: glucose dehydrogenase [FAD, quinone]
Molecular function (GO): oxidoreductase activity, acting on CH-OH group of donors; flavin adenine dinucleotide binding
Source: RefSeq, a predicted model, not a curated record